This is a messenger RNA of Elgaria multicarinata webbii, 5524 nucleotides long. It is a transcript of the gene KIF20B, whose product is annotated as kinesin family member 20B. The transcript is spliced from 33 exons. Lineage: Eukaryota; Metazoa; Chordata; Lepidosauria; Squamata; Anguidae. The record is from RefSeq and is a predicted model, not a curated record. Gene Ontology annotation, biological process: mitotic spindle assembly; microtubule-based movement; spindle elongation. Gene Ontology annotation, cellular component: mitotic spindle; spindle microtubule; nucleus. Bases 1 to 5514 code for a protein of 1837 amino acids. Gene Ontology annotation, molecular function: ATP binding; plus-end-directed microtubule motor activity; microtubule binding.
AUGGAGGCAAAUUUGGAUAAGCCAGGAAUUCCCAGGCCAUCCUUUCUUUCUUCUGUUGAGCUGUCCCCAAGAACUGGCCUUGUGGAUGCUAGUGACAUUAAGAAAGAUCUCUAUGGUGACUUUUCAGCAAUCUCUGAUAUAAGCCAGAGAGAGAGCUUGGAAUCCAAAGGACGUAUUCAUGUUUGCCUACGUAUUAGACCAUUUAUGCAGACUGAAAAAGAGAGUGAAUUUCAGGAGUGCGUUUCUGUUCUUGAUCCAACAAGCAUUGUAGUAAAAGCCCCCAAGAGUUCCAAGAUGUUUCGGCUUAGUGAAAAAAACUUGGCGCAAUUGGUGCAGAAAUUUACUUUUUCACAGGUAUUUGGCUCCAAAACAACACAAGAAGAGCUUUUCGAAGGUACCGUGAAGCAGCCAGUGAUAGACUUCAUAAAGGGACAUAGUCGCCUCGUAUUUACCUACGGUGUUACAAAUGCCGGGAAAACAUACACAUACCAAGGCACCGAAGAAGAUAGUGGAAUUCUCCCUAGGGCAUUGGAUCUAUUGUUUAAACGCAUUCAAAGUAAACUGUAUCCAGAGAUGAAUCUCAAACCGCAUCGAUGCCGAGACCACCGAAAGCUGACUAAAGAAGAAAUAAGAGAAGAAAUGUCGACCAAAAACUCGCUCCUUCGUCUCGUGAAAGAGAUAGAUUACCCAAGUGACAUUAACGGGAAUCGCAGCAGAACUGAUGAUAACUCUGAAGAUUCGAAGGAACCGGUAAAAGAAGCGGAACAGUCCAGCCUGGAUGAGGAGAGAGAUGCAAAAUUCUCCAUCUGGGUUUCGUUUUGUGAAAUUUACAACGAGUACAUUUAUGACCUGUUGCUCCCAAUAUCCAGCGAUAAGAGAAGGAAGGUGCUGCGCCUGGCCCAGGACAUAAAAGGCUGUUCGUAUGUUAAAGAUCUACAAUGGAUUCACAUUUCAAAUUCCAAAGAAGCUUUUAAACUCAUGAAGCUAGGGUUGAAGCAUCAGAGGUUCGCUUCGACAAAACUGAAUGCCAACUCCAGUAGGAGCCACAGCAUAUUCACUGUGAAGAUGCUAAAAAUUGAUCCUGGAACAACAAGCGUAAUGCAAGUCAAUGAAUUAUUUCUCUGUGACCUCGCUGGUUCAGAGCGUUGUACCAGAACCCACAACGAAGGAGAGAGGCUAAAAGAGAGUGGGAAUAUUAACACUUCGUUGCUCAUUCUAGGCAAAUGCAUCAAUGCCCUGAAGACCAGCCAGCAAUCAAAGCUGCAGCAACACAUCCCCUUCCGCGAAAGUAAGCUAACUCACUUCUUUCAAGGUUUCUUCAGUGGGAAAGGGAAGGUGUGUAUGAUCGUCAACGUUAGCCAGAGUGCCUCUGCGUAUGACGAAACCCUCAAUGUGCUCAGGUUCUCAGCAAUUGCUCAACAAGUCAUAGUCCUAGAUUCUUCCAAUUCUCCUCAAGAAGAGUCACUUGACCAGUUGUCUGUCAAAGCAGAAUCUGAAACCAUCACUGAAGAUGUGUGUUUACCCAUCAAAAGAGCCACUAUGUUUUUGGAGAGGACACUGGAAGAUGUAAUGGAAGAAGAAGAGGAGCUGAUAGAAGUCAGCAGUAGGGUGCAUGAGGUAAACGGCAUGGCUGAAAACACCCUUGCAAAGAAGAGUGAGCCUGAGGUGACAGAAGAGUCCCCAAGCCAGGUGGAAUAUGAAGAUGAUGACAUCAUCAUUGGAAAAGAAAAAUAUCAGCGGCUGCUCAAUAUCAUAGAGGAUCUGAAAAACAAGUUGAUUGACGAAAAGAAAGACAAGCUACACAUGGAGCUCAGAAUCCGUGAAGAAGUGACGCAGGAAUGUGCUCAGUAUCUUGCUAAGAAGGAGAGUGACAUCAAGACACUUAUUAGCUAUAGGGAAGAGAUGAUGGAGGAUCACUGUGAGGAGCGCAUGCAGAUCUACAAGGACCUGGUGAAAGACUGUAUCCUACUGACCCACGACGGAGAAAGAGCAGAGGAGGCUCCAGAGACGCAGGCGAAUAAGCCGGAUGGAACAUCGGGAGGUGAACCUGGAGAACCAGGAAGUGCUGCUGAGUUGUCGGGCAUGGUGGAGUUGCUGCAACAGAACGUCGCUGAUAUUAAGCAGCAGGCAGAAAUGGCGUACGAGGUGCUCGAUGCCUUCGAAGAACCCCAAGCAACCAUUGAGCGGCUUGAGAAACAGUUGGCUGCAGUUACAGUGGAGUUAUCCCAAACUCGAGAGGAGCUCUUGUGCAGCAAUAAAGUGGGAACAGUGCAAGAGAAUACAUUGAGUGAAUCUACUAAAGUUCUUCAAGAUGCUACUGAGAAAAUGGCUUUACAGAACAAACGCAUACAAGAGCUAAGUCAAGUUGUGGAGCAGAAGGACGACGAAAUAAGUAGGCUGCAAGUUCUGAUAACUCACUUGGAAGCAAUCAUCAAAGACUCUGAAAACACAAUCGCUGCUGUUAAACAAGAAAUGGAACAGCAGGACCCUAACAAAGCAAGCUGUACUCAUGCUAGUGUGUCGAUGGAGAAAUGUGUGGGUACUGGAAGAAAACGCUGUUUAGAAAGGGAGAAGGAAGAGGAAGGUCCACCUGCAAAGCAAGGGUCCAUUCACAACUAUUCUAAAGAUGCCAUAGAGACCAAACAACUCGAAGAAAUGCAACCCCACACUUUGAAGGAAAGGGGAGAAAUGGUAGCACUUAAAGAGAAAAAUAAUAUGCUUGAUAUUCAGUUGACUACACUUAGAGAGGAAUUGGAAAAGGAGAAAACCGAGAAUGAGGGAUUUUCUAGAAAGAUAGCAAGCUUGUCUCAGGAGCUGCUUUCUUCCGAAGAAAGGGCUUCUGGUUUGAGCAAGGAACUCAACCAGCAGCAGGCUAAUUGUGGGAAGAUAAUGUCUGAAUUAGUUGUGCUGAAAGAUAUCAAUAAAGGACAAGGGGAGAGAAUUCAGCUGCUGUUGCAAGAACUGGAGGCUGCUAGCCAAACUAUUGCAGAACAAAAAUCUAAGAUAAAAGUAGUUGAGGUAAAAAUUGGUGAGCUAAACAGGUCACAGUGGCCUGUUUUAGAUGUGGAUGAGGCAAAUGGAAAGGAGAUGGCUGAGCUUCCAAAAGAGGGUCAUGAGCCAACUCAUGUGAACCUUGAUCAAAAUGGCUCAUUUCACUGUAGCAUUGACAGUAUCUGGGCCGUAAGCCAGCAGAUUGUUCAUGCUUCUUCUCAAAAAAGCAGCCAGAUUGAAGGCCUCCUCCAACAGGUCGAGCAAUUGCAGAGGAGGGCCCAGGAUGCUGAAGAUGAGAAGUGUCAGUUGAAUUCAAAGCUGAGUGAAUCGCUAAAUCAGAAGGAGGCAGCAUUGCGGGAAAAGGAGUGUCUCCUGAAUCAAUUACGGGACCUGCGACAGGAAAAUGCUCUUUAUGCUAAAAAAUUUAGGGAAGAGGAGAACAGAGCACUUGGCUAUUUUGAGAAACUUAAAAAUAAUGAUGGGCUCUUGGAAGCAUGUAGGGCAAGAGAGGCCAGUAUAGCUUGUUUAGAGCAAACACUGAAAGAUAAAGAAUCAGCCAUUUUAGAUAUGGAAAGAACGGUUAAAGACAUGCAGGAGAAACUUAACCUUUCAGAAUCUAGAAUCAGAGAGUUCAAUGAUCAGGAAGCUCAACUGAAGGCAGAAGUUCUAGAACUGAGGAGUAAUUUGAGAAAUGUGGAACUUCAGGAAAAGGAUAAGGAAGAAUCAAAGCAAGCUAUGGAACAGCUGAACAAACAACUCUCGGAGAGCGUUGCUCUUUCCUCCCAUCUGCAGUUGGAAAUCCAGCGGAAAGAUGAAGAAUAUGUAGACCUGAAGGAGAAGCUGGCUGAUGCCAAAAAGCAAAUCGAGCAAGUUCAGAGAGAGGUGUGCAGCAUGCGUGCUGAAGAGAAAUCACUGCGGAGCAAAGUCAACGAGUUUGAAAAGGCCAAAAACCAGCUAACUGAAGAGCUAGACAUCAAGCAGCGAACCAUCCAACAGUUUAAGAAGGAAGAGCUGAAUAAGAAACUAGAGGAUAUUUCACAGCAGUAUCAGAGCGCAUGUAAGGAUCUAUGUUCCAAAGAGAAAAUCAUUGAAGAUAUGAAACUGACAUUAGAGGAGCAAGAGCAGACUCAGUCCGAGCAAGACGAAAUCCUUGAGGCCAGGUUAGAAGAGAACGAAAGAUGUGUGGCAGAAUUGGAAGAAUGGAAAAGAAGAUACCUCGAGUUAGAGAAGCAGAGCAGUCGUCUGCAGCAGACUGUUAAUGUUGAAUGUGAAAAAAGCACCACCUUGCCUGACGAGCUAAAAAGAUUGCAACAGAAACUGAAGGAAUAUGAAGAACAGCAUAACACGGAUCGCAAGAAGUGGCUGGCAGAAAAAAUGCUCCUCAUAACUCAGGCGAAAGAAGCUGAGACCCACCGUAACCGGGAGAUGAAAAGAUUUGCUGGUGACAGAGAAAAUCAUGCAAGGCAGCUUGAGGAAGCUGAAAAACUUGUGACAAAAAAAGAGGAUGCUCUUCAAAAAUGGCAUGCGGAGAGGGAUCAGCUGGUGGCAGCCCUGGAAGUUCAGCUUAGCUCUCUAGCUGCCAGUAAUGCACAGAAAGACAAAGAAAUAGAAGAACUGAAAAGGACUGUACUGAAAGCGCCUGGGAAGGCUUGUAAAAGAAGUACCUCUGAAGAACUUAGGGGAGAUGGUACUAAGGAAUUAAAAUGGAUUGGUUCUAAGAAACCUACGACUGUAAUGUCGCCCAUUCCCAAAAGUCCAGAAAAAAAUAAGGGCGAAGAUCUGUCUAACUGUGAACAGCUUAAAGAAAAACAAAAUGGCCUGCUAAACUGCAAUAAUGUUGGGGACCCGGGUUCAUUGCUACAAGGUCCUAACAGGGUAUCUUCAGUAGAACAUAUUCAGGACCAGUCGGACGCCAUCCUCGAUUCUUGUGAAGUAUCUUCAGAGAGUGGCCAAACCAGCCGCUUUCCAAAACCUGAAAUGGAAAUUCAGUUUACGCCUCUGCAGCCAAAUAAGAUGGAAGUGAAGCAUCAAGGGAGUCCUUCCACAGUGACUAUAAAAGUGCCAAAGGCAAGGAAAAGGAAGAGCAAUGCACUGGAUGAGGACUUCUUGAAGAGUGAAAAUGAGAAGAACGCUACAUCCCUGGCUAACACAAGUAGGCAAAAGAAAAAGACUGCUCUUGGCUCCUCUCUCAACAAGAAGUAUCCCUUAAGAAGUAAGGGUCUUGGGGAUACACCCAGGGAUGCAGGUGGAACUCUACAGAAAUUUGGCCAUUUCUUGCAGACGUCUCCUUCGAUCAUACAGUCCAAAGCAAAGAAGCUGAUGGCAACAAUCCAGUCUCCCAAAUCUACUGAGGAGGAAUGCGUGAAAGAAAACGAUGUCAAGCCAAAGCGAGCUAAGCGCAGAUUGUACUCCACUGAUAUUUCUUCGCCUAUGGAAUUCUCCGGCCAUGUGAUUGUUCUGGAUCAAAAGGAAAGCGAUCAUGAAAUCAUCAAGCGACGACUCCGAACAAAGAAAAUGCAUUGAGGUUUUUUUA